UCCCGCUUCUGGAUCAAGCCUCCAAGGUGGUUGGUUAGUCCCUGGCCUAGACUGCUCGGACUCUCUCUUCUCACUCGCCGUUCGGGAUGAAUACGUCCUCGGUUGGAGCACGAUAACUGGUUAACAAAAAAAAAUCGAUGUGAAUAUCAUAUCGUCUCUCUUGUUGAUUGAUGCUAUUCAUAUUUGCAUCUAUCAUAAACGGAUUGUUUUGAAUCCCCCUGUCGCCGCUUCUGUUUUAGUCGGUCGCAACAUUCCAAGGGCGGACAUUCGUCAUUCCAAGCCAGGAUCCAUCCUAUCUUACUUCCAUCUGUCUCAGUUUCAGCCGCUGCCCGCUCAACCUGACUCGAACUCCCCACCGAGAAUUCCCGGAACCUGAGCGCUCAUAUUCAGAGAACAUCUCCGUUCCCAUUUUCAGAUCAAUAACCACCGUUUGCUCUGCAACAAAUAAAUUCUACGAAUGAAUUAUAUCCAUUUUUCAUUACUGUCCCCCUUCUCCCUUCCUCUCGAUUUCAAUACCUUUCUUGCAUCCGUGCUUCUUUGGUCUUUUUGACCGGUCGCAAUUAACUCCCGACGUUUCCGCGUCGCCUAUCACCAAGAGGCUUGCAUUGCAUUCUCAACCCUAAGAAAGUCGUUGUUUCAAAACAAAUCCAAAAUACAGACAUAUCUGCCAUAAUCGAAAAUAGACGCCCCUAUUUCUACGGGGAACAAUACUAUGGCAGCAACAUUUCGGCCCGUCAACACACCGAUGGCGAUCGAAGUGAAGAAGGACGACGGUGCGGCGCGGUCGCCUACCACGCCUACCCCGACGAAGGCCACCUUCGGCCAGCGACCGCUACCGACAUCGCCAUUUCCGCAAGCCGUUUCAAUUCCCGAGAGCAUCGAAGAGAAGCAAACCCCGAAACAAGCCUCGAAACCGACGCCUAAGCGAGAAAAUUCUCAACACUCGAAACGGUCGCGAGGAGACUCUGAAGACGUUGAUAUGGAUGAAUCAGAUGGAGAAACUCACGGAGAAGAUGGUGCAGGGUCAGAUGAUGAAAGUGUAAAUGCAGAUGGGACUAAAUCAAAUAAGAAAAAGAAGUCACAACGGUUUUACUGCACCGACUACCCACCUUGCAAUUUGAGCUUCACGAGAAGCGAACAUUUAGCAAGACACAUUCGGAAACAUACCGGAGAGCGCCCAUUCCAAUGCCAUUGUUCACGGCGAUUUUCGCGGCUAGAUAACUUACGACAACAUGCGCAGACCGUGCAUGUGAACGAGGAUAUCCCGAUCGAUUCGCUUGCCGCCACUGGCACGAGGUUCCAAAGACAGAUCCGAACUGAUCGAGUACGACAACCAGGAAGAGCUCGAGCCUCAACGGCAGGGAGCAUGGGUACUCCAACUCGUGGACACGCCAAAUCGCUUUCUACUUCGAGUAUAAGCUCUGUUGGCUCCACCUUUAGCGCCCGAGAAGACGUGCGCAGACGUCCACCGCCCCUGGUGAUGGCAGAUCCGAGGUCGAGACUGUCUAUUGAUACGUAUCACGGUCCUGAAAGCGCCUAUUCGUAUCGACCUCCGUCUCCGAGCGAUUUCAGUACGCCAACCUCGGCAACCUUCUCAACUGGUCAGAAUAGCCCUAGGUGGGGAUCUGUAAUGGCAUCUCCAAGUUCAUCUCACCAGCGUCCUCAGAGCAUGUACAGCGGCCACAGAACCCCAGGCCGACGACUCAGUGUACCUUCUGGUGGAAUACCGUUCCAGUCUCCUCAAGGCGCGACCUUAGGUCGUCCAAUUUUUGGUCCAGGUUCGGUUAACACCUCAAACCCUGGCGCAUUUUCUCCGACUAGUAGCCUACUAGGAUCGCCUACGUCCUCCGUGUUUUCUUCUAGAAGAGAAUCUACGUCACAGACAGAGGAUUGGCGUCGUCGUACAUGGCAUCCCGAUUCUACUAACUUCAACACUAUUAGCAGCAGUCGCUUAAGCAACGUCGUAACUCCGUCCCAGUUCCAAAGUCCUCCUGCAGCUCCAUUGCCUUUAGCUGUCCCAUCACAGCAAAGCACAGCGCUUCGACUACCCGGCAUAGAAUCAUUUGGCCCCCUCCCGCAUCGCCCUGCGUCACCUCCCAGACGAAAUCCUUCCCCAAUGAUUGUUGAUUCUGAAGUUUCUCAUCCACCGGCCUUGCUCCCUGCCGCCCACUCCGGUGAUUCCGACGAGAGACGGAAUACAGCUAAUUGGGACAUGGGAUUACACCGAGGAUUAACUCGACUGGAUAUCACGUCCAAUAACCCACCACCACCAGACGCAGCGCGUACUUGGGCCCGAGAAGCGAGUCAUGCCGUCGAGGUAGAGGCAGAGCGAGUUAGGAUAAACCCCCCAACCGUACGGUUCAACGAGCCGAUAAUUAUGGAAAGCAGACCACCGGUUGCAGCUAGCCUUCCCAGGGCGUAUCAUCAACAUACUAUGUCCGCGCCAUUGGUCAACGCUGGAAGGGAAACAAAACGGCGAGGGUGGUAUAACGGACCAGUGACGGUCCACGCUGAAGCACCCCCUGAGAAGAUAGCUAGGGUAGAUCGCAUGAUCCACCCAAAUAUCAACGAGUUCUCGGGUUUCCCUUCCAGAGAAAAUGUCACAAACGCCCCGCCAAGAGAAGAAAAUUCUGGCGAGCGAGACAAUAUGCUUCGGCUACAGGCACUAGUUGCAGUCGCAACGAGCGAGGGGAAUGCAACAACGGCAUACUAGUUGUCAUAGGAACGAGCCCCAUAAGAUCACACCAUUACAUCAUGUCGAUAAAACUCUUAUCCACGAAACAUACCUACUACCUAGUACACAUGGACCCUAACGGCUGCUGGGCACAGCGGAUUUACGAGACUCACGAUUUUCCUUGGACAUCUUUCUAGAAUCAAGCAUUUGCAUGAUAUACGAUCGCUACUCGGCUUACGAAUAUACCAUCUCAUUUUUAUCUACGCGGAUUGCAAUUGCAUUUACUAUUGGAUUGGGUUAUAUAAUGGUGGCACUAGUUGGCGUUAUGGGAGGAGGAUUCGUUCACAACUGAGGGAGGGAAGGCCUACCGUUUCCACUCGUUACGCGGCCGCAACCAUCUCCGCCAUUGCGUAUGAUGCGUUUCCUUCAAGAAUCCUCUCGUUGUUCUUGUUUCGGAGAGGUUGGCCAUCGUGGAUUUACACAAGAUAUAUGGGCUGCAGCGCUGAUUUUUUUUUUUUUUUUCAUUUCUUUUCUAAUAUUUUCUAGCUGAUGACUGAUGAUAU
Annulohypoxylon maeteangense is the source of this 3237-nucleotide messenger RNA. RefSeq lists its product as uncharacterized. The transcript has 2 exons. Bases 713 to 2713 code for a protein of 666 amino acids. Gene Ontology annotation, biological process: regulation of transcription by RNA polymerase II. NCBI's taxonomy places the organism in Eukaryota, Fungi, Ascomycota, Sordariomycetes, Xylariales, Hypoxylaceae. Gene Ontology annotation, molecular function: RNA polymerase II cis-regulatory region sequence-specific DNA binding; DNA-binding transcription factor activity, RNA polymerase II-specific. The record is from RefSeq and is a predicted model, not a curated record.